AUGAAAAGUUCUUUAAUUACAAUAAUCAUUACAAAUUUAGUUUUAUAUGGAAUAUCUGAAAGUUUAGCACAACUGAUUUUAAGUUAUAGGUCGAAUCAACCUAUGAUUUCUUUUAAAUUAAAUGAUCCUAUUGAUUCAGUAAUAUUAGAAGAUGAGGAAGGAUUUAGAGUUGAUAACAACAUUGUUGAUAAUGAUAAUGAUUCAAUUAUAGAUGAUGAAGGAUUAGAUAGAUUUAUAGAAUAUUUAAGAAGAGAUCAAAAUGAUUUUCAAUCACAACAAGAAAAUCAAAAUGAAUUAAUUACAUAUACUCCAUUAACAUAUUUUCAAUUUAAUAGAUUAGCAGGAUUUAUGUGUUGGGGUAUUAUAAUGGGGAUUAUACAAUGUUUUUGGUAUAAAUUUUUACAAAUUUAUUCAAAAGAUCCAAAAUUUAUUGAAGUAUUAAGAAAAGUUUUAACUGAUCAAUUAUGUUAUUCACCAAUUUCUUUAUUUUGUUUUUUUACAUAUGGUACAAUGAUCUUGGAAAAUGGUACAUGGGAAGAUACAAAAUUAAAAUUAUCAAAAAUUUAUUUAAAAACAUUAAUUAUAAAUUAUUCUGUUUGGUUUCCUAUACAAUUUUUCAAUUUUUUAAUUGUUCCUAGAUCAUUUCAAGUUCCUUUUAGUUCAUCAAUUAGUGUUUUAUGGAAUUGCUUUUUAUCAAUGAAAAAUUCAACAAAUUAA
Molecule: messenger RNA, 717 nt
Organism: Lodderomyces pseudojiufengensis
Lineage: Eukaryota; Fungi; Ascomycota; Pichiomycetes; Serinales; Debaryomycetaceae
Exons: 1
Coding region: 1-717 (238 amino acids)
Cellular component (GO): cytoplasm; membrane
Source: RefSeq, a predicted model, not a curated record